This is a messenger RNA of Penicillium pulvis, 2856 nucleotides long. RefSeq lists its product as uncharacterized. The record is from RefSeq and is a predicted model, not a curated record. The transcript is spliced from 2 exons. Gene Ontology annotation, molecular function: phosphatidylinositol binding. Bases 1 to 2856 code for a protein of 951 amino acids. NCBI's taxonomy places the organism in Eukaryota, Fungi, Ascomycota, Eurotiomycetes, Eurotiales, Aspergillaceae. Gene Ontology annotation, cellular component: intracellular membrane-bounded organelle.
AUGGAACCCUCCAGCGAUGAUUUGCCCGCGACCAAACCCACCACACCGGAGCUGACAGCUUCUCCUGAACACAUACAACACACCUCCUCACUGGAACGCCCCAAUCAUACAGCAGGCCUGCUGAAGGGAUGUCUCGAUUCAGCUCUUGAAUUCUUAUCGACUUCUAGCAAUGAAAGGCUCCUCGGCGUAUUGGGGUUACUUGUCAUCGGAACCUAUAUAAUCUUGGGACGACUUGGGCUUUUGUUGAUCGGUGCAGCGCUAGGAGCCAUUCUACAUGCAUCUUGGGAAGGACCGGCUCAUUCAAACAACAACGACAUACUAUCAGCGCCGAAGAAGCGGCGCGAACUCGCCCUGGAGGUUUCCAAAAGAUUGCUAGACUGGCCCCUCCGCACGAUUUCUGCUACCCGUGAUGAGGGAACUGAUGGUAAUAUUGUCGCACCACCGGAAGAUCUCUCAACCUCAGAUCUCGAAUACGGAACUUUUCGACCAGCAACUGCCGCUGCAUUGAGAGUGCUGACUGAUGCGGUCGUGAAGGACUAUGUGAAAUACUGGUAUGAGCCGAUUCUCCCAGGAGAAACAGUGUUUCCCGGAUCCUGUCGACGAACCUUGACCCAUUUCGUAACGACCAUUUCGUCUCACCUGUCUCGUAAACGGACCGAAGAGACAUUCCUACAAUUUCUCACGAACUCAUCCUCAAUAAUUAUUGUUUUCCUGAACGAACUUUCCGCUGCAUUCUCUGCGGCUGGGUCCUCGCCAGUGGAAGCCCAAAAGAUUGUAGAGCAAUACCUUGAAAAUGCACCGGAUAGCAGCCUGGCCAAUGUGUUGUCCAAGGAGCAACAGCGGAAAAAGCUGAACAUGAUAGCAGAUGAUAUCCUGUCGAAUUACCUCGACCCUAAAGCAUACCGGUGCUCUCCCGUCAGGGAUUUUCUUCGGGAGAUAUUCGCUCGAGUUGUACUGGAGUCAACGGUGAUCAGUCUUUCUCGCCCCGAGUUCAUAAACGAUUGGAUCAUCUACCUACUCCAGGGUGGCGAAUCUGAGAUCAUGCAUGCAAUCGAUGCUGGCGUCGAAGGUGCACGGAACCAGGGCGUCAAUUCCUCCAGGAUCUCAGAAGAUGCAAAGAGGGUACUCUCCGAGCCGCCUAACGACAAAGCUCUAUCACAGGCUCUUGAAAGCCCACCAGAUCAGAGAGAUAUGGCAACAGAGGAGGCCAUGCGAGAGGCAAAACGUCUGAGCGCUAUGAUUGCUUCGCAGGAUAUGCAGGGCACAGCUUCGAAACCCCGGGUCCAAAGCAACCAUGAUGAAGACAUACCACUUUCCCGUGUCAAUGAUGCUGUCAGCUCGUUGCCACAAUCUGCAACUGAUACCCAAGUGAGCAGUGGUCAAGUAGACACAGCCAAUUUACCCCGAGACGAAGCCCCGCCCCCACCUGUGAGCCUCCAUGGAGCUCAGGUAAUGGUAGACGAUGAUGCGGCCGGGAGAGAGAAGGGGAUUAUCAAAUCGAAACCAACAUGGGACUAUUUGGUUCAGGUUGAACCAACCUCCACUCGUUCCACCGGAUGGAUGGUGUUCCGGAAAUACAGUGACUUUCAGUCUUUGCAUGAAAUGCUAGAGACUGUAGCUCGACUGAACGGAAUACAGGGCUUCUCCGAGCAAUUUUCCACUCUACCUGCUUGGAAAGGUAAGACUAGGCACCACCUGUCUCGGGAUUUGGAGCGAUAUUUGCAGGAAGCUACGAAGCAUGAGUCUCUUACCGAAACCGAUCGAAUGCGCCGAUUUUUGGAAAAGGAAAGUGGCAUCAACGAAACAGGAGUGACCAAAACUGGAUAUUCUUUCCCAAGCCAAACUACGUUCGAGAAUAUGAGCAAGGGUGUAUUGGGAGCGCUGACCAACGCUCCCAAAGGGGUGGCUGGGGGUGGCAAAGCAGUCCUUGAUGGCGUGACAGGGGUCUUUGGGGUGACUGGCCAUGGCAGAAAGCCAAGCACCACUUCCAACCGACAGCCUGUGCCCCAUAGAAGUGCCCCAGGGGCUGACCAUGCUCCUACCGUUCCCGCAGAUGCUACCAAUGAUCAUUCUGCCUUGAGAAAUAGCGAGGGAGAGGAAUCUUCCUUAUCUAUGUCGUCGCCAAAUCCCUCGUCGGAAAUGUCUGGAGAGGAGAGCCUUCGGUUGUCUUCCAGUGAUAUCCACCAUGACGUUAGGCUCACUGCUGAUGAACAGGACGUGUGGACCAUGGAGUCGAAUAGUCACGUCGAGGGGGUGCAAAGUAAAGAAGUCCCUGGCACGAUACCUGCCCCGCUUCCGAAUCACACGAGGACGAGCAGUGAUUUGAAAAUCAUUUCGCAAAACACGCGUCGACAGCCAAAGCCUAUCACUGAGGAUGAGACUCAGAUUGCAGUCGAGUUGAUAUUUGCGGUUAUCAAUGAGCUGUAUACACUGUCCUCGGCGUGGAAUAUCCGACGCACCCUGUUAAAUGCGGCCAGGUCCUAUAUCCUACGGCCAGGUAGCCCAACCCUUGAAACGAUUCGUACCCUGCUGCAGGAUUCCAUGAUUGAAAGCCACACAUCUGACGAUGCGAUUGGCGAGUACCUAAAGAAACUUCGUGAGAACGCUCUCCCGACAGAAGAAGAAUUCAAGGCUUGGCCCCCACCACCCACUGAGGAAGAGAAAGAGCAGGUACGGGAUAAGGCACGUCGGCUAUUUGUUCAGCGAGGAAUCCCACAGGCGCUUACCAGUGUCAUGGGGGCUGCUGCUAGCCGGGAAGCUCUGGAGAAAAUUUUCGAUAGUCUCCAGGUCGAAAGUGUGGCACAGGGAUUUGUCUUCUCAGUUCUUUUACAAGGCUUACGGGUCUUGGCAUUAUGA